GCACAGCGCUGGGAGGGAGCUGUGCCGGGCUCUUCACAGCCCCGUUGACCAUGGGGAGCCGUGCUGUCACCCUGUUCCUCGCCCUGGUCCUCGUAGUGUGUGUCACCUCUGCGGAGAGGAAGUGCCUCCUCUCUGGGACCUGGCGGAGUGACACUGGCUGCCGGAUGGUCGUGUCUGUCCUCAGCAAGGAUGGCAGGUUCUCUGGUUCGUACCUGCCAGGCCCAGCGGCUGGUGGCCCCGAAAUCCUCACCUCAGAUCUGGAGGGGACCCAGCAGGACACAGAGUUAUUCCCACAGCCCACUUUCUCCUUCACUGUGCACUGGCAGCUCCAAGAAUCAGAGACAGCCCGGACGACUGCCUUCCUUGGACAGUGCUACGUGGGCACCAAUGGAAAGGAGACCUUGCAUGCCCUGUGGCUCAUGCGAGAGGCAGCUGACAGCCCCACCGAGGACUGGAAAGCCACACGGAUUGGCACCAGCAUUUUCACCCGGAUAAAUUAAGAGCAAUCGAAGAAAUCCAGCAGGCACAGGACAGCAAAGAGAUGGCACCUCCCCCAGACAGACCUUGGCCAUGCUGAUGUGCUGCAUUUCAGAAGCUCUCAGCCCACAGGUUCAUGUUCUCCCAGGCAAGUUUAGCUCAGUGUGGACAAUGGGCAUCAGGUGUGAAAUAAAGGGUUUG
Messenger RNA from Cuculus canorus (common cuckoo), 678 nucleotides. Its product is annotated as avidin. NCBI's taxonomy places the organism in Eukaryota, Metazoa, Chordata, Aves, Cuculiformes, Cuculidae. The transcript is spliced from 4 exons. The coding region runs from base 51 to 500 and encodes 149 amino acids. The record is from RefSeq and is a predicted model, not a curated record. Gene Ontology annotation, molecular function: biotin binding.